AUGAAUAUACAUUUUGGUGCAAGUCUCAAGGUUUGCUGGAUCUUGGUGGCCAGUGGUAACAUUCACCUCAUGCUGGAACAAAGUCAGAAUAUGGGCUGGUUCAAAGGUUGGUCAAUUACCAGGAAAAAUGAAAACCUCUCUGGUACCACACUGCUUGAAGCCCUCGACAGCAUUCAGCCCCCAGAACGCCCAAUAAAGAAACCUCUUCGUCUCCCUCUCCAGGAUGUCUACAAGAUUGGUGGCAUUGGCACCGUACCAGUUGGCCGGGUUGAGACAGGUGUUCUGAAACCAGCCAUGUUGGUGCAGUUUGCUCCCAAUCCAGUGAUCACUGAAGUGAAAUCUGUGGAAAUGCACCAUGAAGCCCUGCUAGAAGCUCUUCCUGGUGACAAUGUUGGUUUCAACGUCAAGAACGUCUCUGUUAAGGAUAUCCGUCGGGGUUAUGUUGCUGGUGACAACAAAAAUGACCCUCCAAUACAAACUGCUGAUUUUACUGCACAGGUUAUUAUCCUGAACCAUCCCGGUCAGAUAUCUGCUGGCUAUGCCCCAGUACUUGAUUGUCAUACUGCUCACGUUGCCUGCAAGUUCAAUGAGCUGAAGGAGAAAAUUGAUCGUCGGUCUGGCAAGAAGUUGGAAGAUGGCCCCAAAUUUGUGAAGUCUGGAGAUGCAGCCUUUGUUCACAUGAUGCCAACUAAGCCCAUGUGUGUCGAAAGCUUUUCUGAAUAUCCACCUCUUGGUCGCUUUGCUGUCCGUGAUAUGAGACAGACGGUGGCUGUUGGUGUGAUCAAGUCAGUUACUAAGAAAGAUAUUGCCACAAAAGCCACCAAGGCUGCCAGUAAAGUAUUAAACAAGAGGUGAAUGUUACCACUGGCCACCAAGAUCCAGCAAACCUUGAGACUUGCACAACUA
This is a messenger RNA of Mobula hypostoma (lesser devil ray), 906 nucleotides long. Its product is annotated as elongation factor 1-alpha 1-like. Bases 1 to 855 code for a protein of 284 amino acids. The transcript has a single exon. The record is from RefSeq and is a predicted model, not a curated record. Gene Ontology annotation, molecular function: GTP binding. Lineage: Eukaryota; Metazoa; Chordata; Chondrichthyes; Myliobatiformes; Myliobatidae.